Molecule: messenger RNA, 3155 nt
Organism: Papilio xuthus (Asian swallowtail)
Lineage: Eukaryota; Metazoa; Arthropoda; Insecta; Lepidoptera; Papilionidae
Product: lactase-phlorizin hydrolase-like
Exons: 11
Coding region: 84-3155 (1023 amino acids)
Biological process (GO): carbohydrate metabolic process
Molecular function (GO): beta-glucosidase activity
Source: RefSeq, a predicted model, not a curated record
AUAGCCAUAUCUAGAUAGACUGUAUAUAAACUUGAAACUUUUAUGUACUCGUGUCGUUCCAUAGAGCUGGAAGAUAUGUAAAAAUGGAAAUUUUAUACAAUAUCUUUUUAAUUUUUACUAUCCUAUGCUUCUCAACGUACGAGUGCAAAAGCCAUGGCUCGAGACACGAUGUAAGGAAAUUUCCUGACGGAUUUCUUUUUGGAACUGCGACGGCUUCGUACCAAGUAGAAGGAGCGUGGGACGAAGAUGGCAAGGCAGAAAAUAUCUGGGAUCAUCUAACUCACAAUAACCCUUGCAUCAUCAAGGAUUGUUCCAACGGUGAUAUUGCCGAUGACUCCUAUCAUCUUUAUGAACGAGACGUCGAAAUGAUGCGAGAAUUAGGUCUAGAUUUCUAUAGAUUCUCUCUAUCCUGGCCUAGAAUUUUACCUACGAGUUUCCCGGACAAGAUAAACGAGGCGGGUGUGCAAUACUAUAAUAAUCUGAUCGAUGAAAUGCUGAAGUAUAACAUCCAACCGAUGAUAACUCUUUAUCAUUGGGAUCUGCCCCAGAAACUGCAAGAAAUGGGUGGUUGGGCCAACCCACAUAUCGUCGACUGGUUCGGUGACUACGCAAGAACAGUGUUCGAACUUUUCGGUGAUAGAGUUAAAUAUUGGAUUACCAUAAAUGAGCCGUAUCAAGUAUGUAACCAGGGAUAUGGUGAUGUUGUGAAAGCGCCGGUUCUAAACAGUAAAGGUGUAGCUGAGUACAUGUGCGCUAAGAAUUUGCUCCUCGCCCACGCUAGAGCAUAUCAUAUCUAUGACCAAGAGUUCAGACCUAGUCAAGAGGGUGUCAUUUUCAUCUCAUACAGCGCGCAAUGGUACGAACCGGAAACUGAUAAUGAUAUUGAAGCUGCUAACGACAACAAUGACUUCCAGUGGGGACAGUAUACACACCCUGUCUUCUCCGAGACAGGGGACUUCCCUCCAUCUAUGAGAAGAAAGAUAGCUGCCAAGAGCGAAGAACAGGGCUAUCCUAGAUCCAGAUUACCGGAGUUCACUCCUGAGGAAAUUGAUUAUGUACGCGGCAGCUCCGAUUACUUCGGUCUCAAUCAUUACUCUACAUUCAUAGUUUACAGGAAUGAAUCUGUUUACGGUCACCAUGAUGCUCCGUCAUUUGCUGAUGACUUAGAAGUAUUAACAUACCAAAAGGCCGAAUGGAAGAUUGGUCAAUCUGAAUUUACAAAGUGCGUACCAUGGGGCUUCCAGAAGCUAUUGACAAGAAUAAAAGAGGAGUACAACAAUCCCCCUAUUUACAUAACUGAGAAUGGUUUUGCUACAUACGGCGGCCUGGAGGACGAUGAUCGUGUGACUUACUAUAAAGAAUACAUUAACGCGAUGCUUAAUGCUAUUGAAGAAGGAUCUGAUAUCAGAGCGUACACCGCGUGGAGUCUCAUGGACAACUUCGAAUGGAUGCAGGGUUAUACUGAGCGCUUCGGUCUGUACGAGGUGGACUACGAAAGUCCGGAGCGCACGCGUACGCCGCGUAAGUCCGCCUUCAUGUACAAGCAGAUUCUGCGCACACGCGAGCUCGACAUGCACUACGAGCCCGAUACUGACGUCAUGACCAUCGACGAGGGACAUUUUCUAUUACAUUUUGUUCGUAGUGUGUUUAUUUCGCUGCUGGCUUUAUCAAGUGCAAGUAACAUCAAUGUUAGCCGACAUGAUGUGAGAAAAUUCCCAGAUUCGUUUGUUUUUGGCGCAGCCACAGCUUCAUACCAAAUCGAAGGUGGUUGGGAUGAAGAUGGCAAGGCUGAAAAUAUUUGGGAUCGUUUAACACAUACUGAUCCGUGCUCCAUAGCGGAUUGUUCUAACGGAGACGUUGCUGAUGACUCCUACCAUUUAUAUAAACGCGACGUCGAGAUGAUGCGCGAACUGGGACUCGAUUUCUACAGAUUCUCUUUAUCGUGGUCACGAAUCCUACCGACCAGCUUCCCGGAUAAAAUAAACGAGGCUGGGAUACAGUACUACAACAAUUUGAUUGAUGAAAUGCUUAAAUAUAACAUCGAACCGAUGAUUACAUUGUACCACUGGGAUUUACCACAGAAAUUGCAAGAAAUGGGCGGCUGGACCAACCCAUACAUUGUCGACUGGUUUGCUGAUUACGCUCGUGUUGCAUUUGAAAGUUUUGGCGAUAGAGUCAAAUACUGGAUAACUAUGAACGAACCUCGAGAAGUUUGCUACCAGGGCUACGGGACCGUAACGAAAGCACCACGUCUUAACAUUCAAGGCAUGGCUGAAUACAUGUGCGCUAAAAACUUGUUAAUGGCUCAUGCCAAGGCUUACCACAUCUAUAAUGAGGAGUACCGACCAUCGCAAAAUGGAGUUAUUGGGAUAACAUUAAGUGCUCAAUGGUACUAUCCGGAAACGGACGCUGAUGUCGAAGCGGCUGCAGAAGUUAUCGAGUUCGAGUGGGGACAAUACGCGCAUCCUAUUUUUUCGGAAGCUGGCGACUUCCCACCAGUUAUGAGGGAGAGGAUUGGAGCUAAAAGUACAGAGCAAGGCUUUCCAAGGUCGAGAUUGCCGGAGUUCACGCCUGAAGAAAUUGAUUACGUCCGAGGAAGUUCCGACUUCUUUGGUUUGAACCACUACAGCACGUACAUUGUUUACAGGAACGAAUCUCUAAACAAUUAUCAUAAUGUUCCCUCUUACUAUGACGAUAUGAACGCUGCUCCUUAUCAGUCCAGUGAGUGGGAGCACGGCGCAUCAAGUUUUCUUAAGGUGGUGCCUGAUGGUUUCUACAGAUUACUAACAGAUAUCAGAGAGAAAUACAAUAACCCACCGGUGUAUAUCACUGAGAAUGGGUACUCAAGUUACGGCGGUUUGAUCGAUGACGAUAGAAUUGCGUAUUAUAGAAAGUAUUUGAGUGCUAUGCUGGAUGCUAUGGAUGAAGGCUCUGACAUCAAAGGCUACGCCGCCUGGAGUAUUAUGGACAACUUUGAGUGGAUGCAAGGUUAUACUGAGCGCUUUGGUCUGUACGAGGUGGACUACGAGAGUCCGGAGCGCACGCGUACGCCGCGCAAGUCCGCCUUCGUGUACAAGCAGAUUCUGCGCACGCGCGUGCUCGAUAUGCACUACGAGCCCGACACUGACGUCAUGACCAUCGACGAGGGACAUUAG